Messenger RNA from Prorocentrum cordatum, 1440 nucleotides. NCBI's taxonomy places the organism in Eukaryota, Dinophyceae, Prorocentrales, Prorocentraceae. The record is from the annotation of a GenBank genome assembly.
GCGGUGCUCUUGGACCCCCACUUGCCUGGCGGCGAGAAGAAGCCGCUGAAGGAGUACAUCAAGUGGGUGCGCCAGGAUGCGGGCCGGGCGCAGACCGUGCGGCUCAAGGUGGAUGCGUACGUCCAGAGCCAGGCGGGGAAGGACCCAGAGAAGCGCCGCCGCAUGUCCAGGCAGGCCGCGGGAGACAUCCAGCAGGCUCGCCAGGUAUCUUCCGUCAAGGUCUCCGGGCGUCGCCUGUCUGCGAACUGGCAUCAAGCCUGCCCCGAGAGCAAGUGGCACGAGGCUUUCCCUGAGACGCCGCUGCCCACGGACCCGAAUUGUCGCGGCGAGGAGCUCAUCGACGGCGCCUGGCAGGAGGUUGUAUAUGUCAUGAAGGACGGCGCGAAGAAGUUCUUGUACGACAUCGCGGACUACGACGAUCGCAAGGUGGAGGACAGGACGGUGCUGGCGACUGUGGCCGAGUCAGACGACGACGCGGACGCGGCUGAGGUUGCGGCUGCUGCCGAGGCCGCCGUGGCCCCAAUUGCAGCCCUGCGGCGCGCCACGCAGCGCGCGGAGAUCGGUGCAGCAGAGAGCGCGCCGUCGGAGGGGCACCAGUCCGACUCUCCCGCGAGCGACGAGGACGCCGAAGAGACGGAUCUCGUGGCCGCGGCGCUGUCGGGCCUGUGGGGCACGGCCCGCGCCGCCAAGCCCGCGCCCAAGGCUGCGACCAAGCCGCAGGCCAGACCACCAGCCCAGACGACCGGGAGGGCUACGUCCGGGCGCCCCGCCCAGACAGCCGAGAGGCCUGCCGCCAAAGGGGCUGCCGCGCCCGCAGCCGCUGCCCCUUCGAAGUGCGCCGCGCCCUCGGCGCAGGCGCCGCCGCAGAGGUCAGCCGCCCGCGCCCCUGCUCAGACGGCCGCGCCCUCGGCGCAGCCAGCCGACGGCAGCAGCGCCAGUCCGCCCUUGGCGACCCCGCAGCGCUCGGGCCGGAGCCAGCCAGGGAAGAAGCGCGGCAGCGGCGGUUCGUGGGCCGCGCCCCUGCUCGCCCAGCCGCCCGACGACUCCGACGAGGGCGGCGGGCAGCCGGACGAGCCAGCACCUCUCGAGGGCGGCUCCGCGUCGAAGAAGAGGGGGCGGAAGGCCCUCGAAUUCAGCCUCACAGCGGCCGGCGGGAAACUCAAGGGCGAGGCCGACGCGCUCUUCAACACGUUCCGGGAGUGUUACAAAUUGCUCGACUUCAGCGGAGAUGUGGACCUGUCCACGAAGGAGGGGAGAGCCCACUUCAAGGCCACGGCUUUUGAGCAGGCGGCAGCCGCAGAGAGCGCCAUCCACACGGCCAAGAAGGCAGCGGCCAAGAUGGGGAAGAUCCCGGAUGACGGCGCGCAGGCGCUGCAGAUCAACAAGGCGUGGCUGGCGCGCUCAGAGGAGGCGCUGGCCGCGGCAGUGCGGGUCGUCAAG